UUAUUGCGUAGCCAUUUUGCAAUAAUGUAACAUUAUGCAAAACCGAUGAGUUUAGGAACCCUAGAAAUUUGGUUCUUUUACAUCGGAACCAUUAGUGGGGAAGUGCAAAAUGGCCAAAUCUACAGAGAAGAAAGGAAAGAGUGCUAUCAACGAGGUUGUGACUCGUGAAUACACUGUAAAUCUUCACAAACGUCUUCAUAGUGUUGGAUUUAAAAAACGUGCUCCACGAGCCAUCAAGGAAAUCCGUAAGUUUGCUGAAAAACAAAUGGGAACACCAGAUGUGAGGAUUGAUACUCGUCUUAACAAACAACUUUGGUCUAAGGGAAUAAGGAAUGUACCAUUCAGGGUGCGUGUCCGGUUAAGCAGAAGAAGAAACGACGAUGAAGAUUCUGCAAAUAAAUUAUACACACUUGUUACAUAUAUACCAGUAGCUACUUUUAAAGGUUUACAGACAGAAAAUGUUGAUGCCAGUCAAGAUUAAAUUACUUAUAAUUAAUAAAUAAUUUUCAUCAA
Messenger RNA from Osmia bicornis bicornis, 513 nucleotides. It is a transcript of the gene RpL31, whose product is annotated as 60S ribosomal protein L31. Gene Ontology annotation, molecular function: structural constituent of ribosome. Gene Ontology annotation, cellular component: cytosolic large ribosomal subunit; ribosome. The transcript is spliced from 3 exons. Gene Ontology annotation, biological process: cytoplasmic translation. Lineage: Eukaryota; Metazoa; Arthropoda; Insecta; Hymenoptera; Megachilidae. The record is from RefSeq and is a predicted model, not a curated record. The coding region runs from base 110 to 481 and encodes 123 amino acids.